This is a messenger RNA of Camelina sativa (false flax), 762 nucleotides long. RefSeq lists its product as uncharacterized. The record is from RefSeq and is a predicted model, not a curated record. Lineage: Eukaryota; Viridiplantae; Streptophyta; Magnoliopsida; Brassicales; Brassicaceae.
GUGUCAACAAUAUCUCAUUGUCUCUCUUUUCUAUCUUUUUUUCUUUCCUUCCCAUGCGCAACGAAGAAGCUUUCAUCCCCCAAAACUCUUUUCGACUCGGUCAAUAAACAAUGGAAUCAGUUAAGACCUCCAGGUUCAUCACUGAGGUGGCUCCGGCUAAGUUUAUAUCGGCAACGAGAGAACCAUUCAAGAACAUGUUGACAACAAUCUCCGAGGAAGACUUUGACUUUGAAGAACUAGUCAGAGCCACUGCAGAGAGACUCUCUUCUUCUUGUCCAUGCUCCUCCUCCUGGUCUCUUGCUCACUACUCCAAGAUCAACGGACUCUCUUCUUCUUAAAUACCAUUCAAUUGCUAUAAUCCCAAAAUGCAUUUCCUUCUUUCAAUAAAACCCAAGAAUUCAUACGUUUCUUGGCCCAAAUCAUCCAUUUUUUUUCUAAUCUCUUCAGCAUCAGACUAUAUUUUUUAAUCUAUUUCUCGUUGUUGAAUGUUUUCCUAAUUCACUUGUGUUUAUCAAAUCUCAAAUUACCUAUGAUCGAUCCUAAAUGUUUAAAGAACACAUACAAACAAAAACAAAAACAAAUCCAAGAACGUUCUUAUAUAAUUUCCACAGGACUGGUACUAAAUUUUGUGUGAAGAAGUUUCAUCGAUACGAGAACAAAAAGAAGGCUUUUGUAUUAUACAGAAUGAGAUAUCUAUUAAUUUUUCCUUUUCCGGUAAUUUACUUUUUACUCUCUUCCAAAAAUGUAAUACUGUAAUAAUAA